AGAAUCGCUAAUAAAUCGUUCAUUGUCAUUACCACCUUCACCGUGUGUUUUACUCUGAGCUCUACCCAAGUCCGCUACAUCUGGUAACCCCGACGCUGAAGAAAUCGCUGCAGGAGAAAACUAUGGCCGAACAAGGAGCAAGCACUCAGCCACAGAUGAAGAUCACUUCUGAAGUCCCUGAGGGUCUCGUCAGUGACAUCAGCGCAGUCUCUGUGCAAUCCAGAAUGCUGCCAUUUUGGAGACAACAUCCGCGCGCCUGGUUUCUACAUUUUGAAGCCGUCGUCGACCCCCUGAAGACGUCUGACGACCAAAAAUAUCGUUACCUGCUCCAACAACUGCAGCAAACCGAUCUAGAGCACAUUACGGACAUUCUCUACGAUCCGACAGCCAGCAAGAAAUAUGAAAAGGUGAAGCAGCGUCUACUAGAGACAUACGACACAUCAGACGUAAAAAACUUCCAGAAACUCGUCAGCGGCCUAGAAUUGGGAGACUUGAAGCCGUCGCAACUCAUGCGAAAAAUGAAGGAGCUCGCAAGCGGCAUGAUAACAGACGAAGGACUCCGGAUCGAAUGGAUGAACCGCCUUCCCGCGCAAGUUCGCGUCAUACUCUCCAUCAACAAAGAGUCGUCGCUAGAAACUCUAGCGGCAAUGGCGGACAAAAUGGUGGAGUACGCAGAAGUUCCCAGCGUUGCUGCCGUCACAGCAACGUGCCCCGCACCAGCGCCGUCAACCUCGUCAGCUUCAGAACCUUCCUACAUGGAAACCCUAGCGAGACAAAUCGAGAAGCUCACGCUGGAAAAACAAGAAGAGUUCGGGAAACUAACUCGGACACCGACCGUGGCGGACGUCGGUGUCUCCCGCACUAGUCAUCGCCUCUGUGUCUUCGAUCGCGACACCCGAGAACGUUUCCUCGUGGACACAGGCGCCGACAUCUCCGUGCUCGCCGCCACACAACUUAGAAAAAAGAAGCGCACCGAGGAGACAUACAAAUUGUAUGCAGCGAACAACACACCGAUCAAAACCUACGGAGAAGAAACUAUAAAGCUCAACCUUGGACUCCGUCGAAGUUUUCGAUGGACGUUUGUAGUGGCCGACAUCAAAACAUCGAUUCUGGGCGCCGAUUUUCUACACCACUACAAACUACUCGUCGAUCUUCACACGAAGAGACUGGUCGACAAAGUAACCGACUUAUCCGUCAACGCCGUGAAAGUCGUUACCGAUAUCGAGUCCGUGCACGUCGUGAGCAGCGACCAAGCUUACCACGACAUCCUCAAGUUGUUCCCGAACGUCCUCCGGCCAAUGUCACUGAAGCAGCCGAGCAAACACGAUGUCGUUCAUCAUAUUGAAACAACUGGGCCACCGCUUUUCGCUCGAGCACGACCUCUACCACCGGACAAAUACAAGACCGCGCAGCUAGAGUUCGAGCGUAUGAUGGAGAUGGGAAUCUGCAAGCCGUCUAAGAGUCCGUGGGCAAGCCCUCUACACGUCGUGAAGAAAAAGGACGGAACAUUACGCGUAUGUGGAGACUACAGGCGACUUAAUGCGGUCACUCUACCCGAUCGCUAUCCCAUACCGCGUAUACAAGACUUCACUUACAAGCUGCACGGCAAGAAGUUAUUCUCGAAGCUCGACUUAAAAAUGGCCUACUUUUGGAUACCCAUCUCCAAGGAAGACGCAGAGAAAACAGCCAUUAUUACCCCCUUUGGCUUGUUUGAAUUUAACUGCAUGACGUUUGGCCUCCGAAAUGCAAGCCAAACCUUCCAGCGGUUCAUGCAUCAAAUACUCAGAGGUAUAGACGGAUGCUUCUCUUUUGUGGAUGACCUCUUGAUCUUCGCAGAAGAUGAAGACAGCCACAAGAAGCUUCUCCGCCAAGUCCUAGAGCGCCUAGAUCAAAAUGGCGUCACACUGAACAUCGAGAAGUGCGAGUUCGGGAAAAAGUUUCCGCAGAUGGUAUUAAACCCAGCGAAGAUCGCAUCAAGGCAAUAG
Molecule: messenger RNA, 1985 nt
Organism: Aricia agestis (brown argus)
Lineage: Eukaryota; Metazoa; Arthropoda; Insecta; Lepidoptera; Lycaenidae
Exons: 2
Coding region: 123-1985 (620 amino acids)
Biological process (GO): proteolysis
Molecular function (GO): aspartic-type endopeptidase activity
Source: RefSeq, a predicted model, not a curated record